AUGAAAAACGCAAAAUGUUGGACAACAGUGGCAAUUAUUCUUUUUAUCCUUGGAGCACUUCUGCUUGCAGCAGGUCUUGUAGUACAGCUUAGCGUAUUUCCAAAUGUAGUUAAGAAAGGAAUAGAUAAAGGCAAAGUCUUAGGUUUAAAUAGUGAUGGAUCAUUUAAUAGCUUUACUAAUUCUUGGGCGAAUCCACAAUACAUCAGUACAAUGCAGUAUUGGACUAUGGAUUACAAGAAUCCUAUUGGCAUGCUCAAUCGAGCAUUGUAUCCUGAUGUGCUGGAGAAAGGACCAUACUCAUACACAGAGAAAAUGCUCUCCGAUAAUAUUAAUUUCUCAGACGAUGGAAAGAGGAUGAAUUUUACACAGAAAACAACAUACUUCUUCAAUGCAGCAAAAUCCUGUCCAACCUGCAAUCCUUAUGUGGAUACCGUUACGGUCCCUGACAUAAGUUUCAUUCUUGCCAUGAAUGCAAUCGAACAAGCUGUAGAGAAGUUCUUGGCGACUCCUUUGUUAGGUACAAUUUGCAAAAAACUUCACAAAGAAGAGUUGUGUGGGAACAUUGCAACAAUAAUUGAAAGAGAAUUAGGUACAGCUAUGGACUUGUUUGGAAUUGGCCCAUUCGUGACUGUUACUGUUGAUCAACUCAUUUUCUCUGGUUAUAACACACCAGUUGUGGAUAAGCUCGUUAACAGAGUUAUCAAAAUAUUAAAUGAAAUGAUAGGAACUGACCUAAUUCCUCAGCAGCCACCUGUACCUGUUAAUCUCAAUAGCGGAAAUGGCACAGCAGAUUUCCAGUAUACUGUAUUAACUGGAAAAACAGAUCCUCAACUAUCUGGUUUCAUCCAAUCUUUCAUUAGCACCACGAAUGCUACUGGAAUGUCUAGCAACGGUGAUAUGUUACCUCCCAAUUGGUGGCCUAAAGCUAACACUGGAAACUGUACAGGUGACAACGGCAUUCACGCUCUCAAAAUCUUCGGAACAAAUGCCGACUUCUUCAAAUCACACAUACAGAAAACCGAUAAGCUACCACUCUACAUUGAUGAUGUCUGCAGAUCAUCUUUAUUGGUUUAUGAUAGAGAUGUCACCGUACAGGGAAUUAAGGCUUAUCGCUUUGUUCUACCAGCUUCUGAAUUUGAUUGGACUGAGCCUUCUAACUGUGGAUUCUGUGUACCUCUCGCCUAUGGCGCUUAUAAUUUACCCAAGAAUUCCACUUGCAUGCCCUCAGGCUUGUUGGACAUUAGUGGUUGUAGUGCAGGUGCUCCGAUCAUGAUAUCAAAAGCUCAUUUCUAUCAAGCUCACCCCUUAGUUCAGUCCUUUGUUCCUCGAUUUAAACCAAAUUACGAUGAUGAUGAAACAACUUUGGAUAUCGAGCCAAACACUGGAACUGUCCUGAAUGCAAACAAGCGAUUGCAAAUCAAUGUUUUCAUGAACCAGAUGCCUCAUAUUGCGGCUUAUUCUGUACUUCGUCCCGGAGCUUAUCCUUUAGUACGUCUUAACGAAUCUUUCGUUAUGGAUCAAGGAACAAAAGAUCAACUCAACUCACAACUCUUUGUUCCUCAGAAAGUGAUCACAAUUAUUUGCUGGACCAGUGUCGGAGUUGGAGGUUUCCUCAUGGCCUUAUCGGUGAUUAUUCUACUUAUCACUUUCUGUGUUAAGAGGGAAACAGAUAAAAAAGAAAACUAA
Messenger RNA from Auanema sp. JU1783, 1686 nucleotides. Lineage: Eukaryota; Metazoa; Nematoda; Chromadorea; Rhabditida; Rhabditidae. The record is from the annotation of a GenBank genome assembly.